Messenger RNA from Echinostoma caproni, 1794 nucleotides. NCBI's taxonomy places the organism in Eukaryota, Metazoa, Platyhelminthes, Trematoda, Plagiorchiida, Echinostomatidae. The record is from the annotation of a GenBank genome assembly.
AUGAAACGAAGCCGCGGAUCAGUCAUGUCACAGUCACCGUCAUCUUCCACACCGGCGUGUGCUCGACAUGGGAUGGAACUUUCUCCGUUGUUUGCGUUUGCCCGAGAUUCGGAUACCGACAAUUCAGCCGAUCAUUCCGGUCUCCAGGUCUCCCCGCUUCUGUCAAAAAAUCGUUUAUCGGCAAUUCCUUAUCCUGCACUUGAAGUGGAGACCCAGAAUUUCAUCAAAUGUGGGUUUGCUGUUAAUGGAAGUAACGACACACCGUCACCUGAUGGACACAGUUUUGGUGUUGAUUUAUCUGAUCGUUCAAUAGGAAAAGGUUAUCUAAGCGAUCACUUACAACAUAGUCUUUCUUACGCUCGUCACAUGGAGCAACGUGCAAUGCAUUUGUCCACCAGAAUCAACCACUCAGCGAACCUGUCCAUGAGUCCACGAUUACUGUUUACCCCGGACACGAAUAGCACUGUGGGUAUGGCAGACUCCGCCUCAGAACAGAGAAAAAGAGCCUCGAUGGUUGAUGACCUGAACAUGCAUUCCUAUUUGAGUAUUAGUCAACAAACCGCAACCACCGUAGAGCGCUACGCUCGAUUGGCAGAUGUAUGCCCUGAAGUUUUAAACCGUCCAACUAUCAAUCGGUUCAUGACUCGUUUUGUCCCUGGGGAAAAACACCAAGAAGAACGACCAGUUGGUAUUAAUCCCAUAUUUAAUUGCAACAAUCUCGCUGGAUCUUUCUCCAAUUUAACCGAUAUUUCACGUACCCGUUUGGCGGUUUUAUAUAAAGCUCGACAUCGACUGAGUGGUGUUCUCUAUUGUUUGAAGCGCUCUCGCUGUGAUUUUGAACUAGAACGACCAAACGGAAGCUCCUCCGGUGAAAUGCUAAACGAAGUUCAAGCACUAGCCCUCCUCCAGCACCCCAACAUUAUCCGGUUUUACGGCUCCUGGUACGAAUCGGACUCAGUCUAUACCCAACUAGAAUAUUGUCUCGGCGGAAGUCUGUUCCACUUCCUUCAUCCAGACAGACAGUUGGAUACAUCGGAAGCCGUACCUCGUGUAACCUCACCCAUGGAAUUGCUCUGUGAUGAUCGCCACUCAGCUCAAGCAGAUGCAAUCUACUCAACCGGUUCCUCACCGAGUGAUGCCAUACGAAACGCAUUACCUGAAAAGGCCCUCAUUGUUUUGACCGCUCACAUUCUGGGUGCAUUGCAUUACAUGCACACCAGUUGGUCUAUGGUACAUGGGGAUGUGAAACCCAGCAACAUUCUCAUUCAACUGAGCAGACCGGAGGCGUACUUAGCAUCCACUAAGGAAUCCAUCGAGUUGGAUGCGAAACAUCACUGUCACAAGCUUCUUCUGACCGGCGAUACCACGGGUAUCAUGUUCAAGCUGGCUGACUUCGGACGUGCCUCUCGUGCCGGAGAAGACCGAGAUGGGGAAGAUCUUGGUGACGGGCGUUAUCUCCCUCGCCUAAACGACCCCAGUCCUCCUGCACGGGCUGCUACUGGGCGAGACCUAUACGCAUUGGGCAUUACCUUAUAUCAUUCAGCUGGAGGUCCCAUGUCUGCUUCCGUUUGGGAAAGAUUACGUGAAACAGAGUGUUUGCCUGACCUGUCGGUCCUUCCGCACUCGCUGAUGUCAGUCGUUAAGGGUCUACUUCGCCCACUUGCUCAGGAUCGACCAACAGCUGCCGAACUGAUCACAUGCGCCCUUUUUCGUCCAUACGUGAGCUCUCGCACUGAAGGCUAUUCCGCAUCCGAGACUCGCGGUGUCGAAAUUGCGAAAAGUUUCAAGGCCUAA